AUGCCGAUAAGUUGGAGUGAACCCAGCUCGGAAGGUCCUGAAGAAGACAUGGCAUGGGCCUACGACGAUGCAACAUAUGGGAUAGCCGAAAUUUAUCCGAAAUGGGCAACAUUUGUCCAAUCUAUACCGGUUCCCCAAGAUGAGAAAGAUAAAUUAUUUGCUCAAAAACAAGAAUCUGUCCGAAAAGAUGUCGAAAGAGCUUUUGGAGUCUUGCAGGCACGAUUUGCAAUUGUUAAAAAUCCAGCUUUGAUAUGGGAUAAGGAAAAAAUCGGAAGGAUAAUGAGAGCAUGUAUCAUCUUGCACAAUAUGAUAGUUGAAGACGAACGAAACGGAUAUACGCUAGAAAAUAUUGCAGAAUUCGUUCAUGGAGAAGGAACCAGAUCGUCUCAAGUGGAUGUGCAAUAUUCUACAAAUACGCCUACCAAUAUAGACAAUGUGAUCGGUAUUCGUAAUGAUGUUCGUGAUAGAGAGACACAUUAUCGUUUAAAAGCAGAUUUAGUUGAGAAUAUAUGGCAGCAAUUUGGAGGGAAUGACAAUUAUAACUAA
Messenger RNA from Eutrema salsugineum, 546 nucleotides. RefSeq lists its product as uncharacterized. NCBI's taxonomy places the organism in Eukaryota, Viridiplantae, Streptophyta, Magnoliopsida, Brassicales, Brassicaceae. Bases 1 to 546 code for a protein of 181 amino acids. The record is from RefSeq and is a predicted model, not a curated record. The transcript has a single exon.